Apus apus (common swift) is the source of this 2315-nucleotide messenger RNA. It is a transcript of the gene KCNF1, whose product is annotated as potassium voltage-gated channel modifier subfamily F member 1. The transcript is spliced from 2 exons. The coding region runs from base 481 to 1944 and encodes 487 amino acids. The record is from RefSeq and is a predicted model, not a curated record. NCBI's taxonomy places the organism in Eukaryota, Metazoa, Chordata, Aves, Apodiformes, Apodidae. Gene Ontology annotation, cellular component: voltage-gated potassium channel complex; membrane. Gene Ontology annotation, molecular function: voltage-gated potassium channel activity. Gene Ontology annotation, biological process: potassium ion transmembrane transport; protein homooligomerization.
AGCGUGGAAAGGGCUCCUCGCCCUUUCCUGGGUUCCUAUUGUGUUGGGAAACAGCAAAGGGAAAACAAGCACAAGUUUCUGCUCCCCACGCUUGCACCGGCUGACUGUGUGCGGGAGCCGGCAGGUAAACUCUGGGAGAUCUUAAAGCAGAGAGAAAACGGAAAGAGAGACAAAAUUAAAAAGCAGCUUUCUAGGGAAAUCUGUGGAGUCGAGGAGAGAAACCGCAACAGUUUCCUGGGAGCUCAUCCUGCUGAUUGUCAGAACUGUCACUCACUGCACGGUGCAUGAACCCGAGCACAGGAUUUAUUUCUCUGCCGUGACUUCCAACCUGUGAAUAAACACCACUUUUAGAGAGACAAUGGGACCUGAAAAGACUCUCAAUCACUGAGCAGAGGGGAGAAAUUAAAAGCACAAAGCUUCGAAAGCAAAGAACAGGCUAAAAAAAAACCCAAGACCCAAAUAAAAUCCAGUACAAUUAAAAUGGCAGGGGACUCUGGGUUUCCAGAUGUGGACGCUGGUGGAUCAGAAAAAUACGAAGAAAUGGAGAUUGUAGUCAAUGUCGGUGGGGUCAGGCAGGUGUUUUAUGGAGAUAACUUGAAUCGGUACCCAGAGACACGGCUGGCAGAGCUGAUCCACUGCUUGUCAGGGGGAUACGAUAGCAUAUUCUCCCUCUGUGAUGACUACGACCCUGGGAAGAGAGAGUUUUACUUUGACAGAGAUCCAGAUGCUUUCAAAUGCAUUAUUGACGUGUACUACUUUGGGGAAAUUCACAUGAAGAAAGGAAUAUGCCCCAUAUGUUUCAAGAAUGAAAUGGAAUUUUGGAAAGUAGAUCUGAAAUUUUUGGAUGAUUGCUGCAAAACCCAUCUAAGUGAAAAAAAGGAGGAACUGGAAGAAAUAGCCCGAAGGGUGCAGCUGAUUCUGGAUGACUUGGGAGUGGAUGCCUCGGAAAGCCGUUGGAAAAGGUGCCAAAAGUAUAUUUGGAAAUUUCUGGAGAAGCCAGAAUCGUCCUACCCAGCUCGAGUGAUUGCCGUCCUGUCCUUUUUGUUUAUUUUGACCUCUUCCAUCGUGAUGUGUGUGGGGACCAUCCCAGACCUGCAGGUUGUAGAUGAGGAGGGGAAACGUGUAGAGCACCCGACCCUGGACAACAUAGAGACAGCCUGCAUAGGCUGGUUCACCAUGGAGUACGUGCUGAGGUUAAUCUCCUCUCCCAACAAACUCCACUUCGCCGUGUCUUUCAUGAACGUUGUUGAUGUGCUGGCAAUCCUUCCUUUCUAUGUCAGCCUGACCCUGACCCACCUGGGAGCCAAGCUGAUGGAGCUGAGCAAUGUGCAGCAGGCUGUGCAGGCGCUGCGCAUCAUGCGGGUGGCGCGGAUCUUCAAGCUGGCGCGGCACUCCUCGGGGCUCCAGACCCUCACCUACGCCCUGAAGCGCAGCUUCAAGGAGCUUGGGCUGCUCCUCAUGUACUUGGCUGUUGGGAUCUUUGUCUUUUCUGCCCUGGGUUACACCAUGGAGCAAAGCCACCCCGAAACUUUAUUUAAAAGCAUCCCUCAGUCGUUUUGGUGGGCAAUCAUUACCAUGACCACAGUCGGUUAUGGAGACAUAUACCCUAAAACAACCCUUGGAAAACUGAACGCUGCCAUCAGCUUCCUUUGCGGGGUGAUAGCGAUUGCCCUCCCCAUCCAUCCCAUCAUUAACAACUUUGUCAGGUAUUACAACAAACAGAGAGUUUUAGAAACAGCUGCCAAGCAUGAACUGGAGCUGAUGGAACUGAACUCAGCCGAGGGGAAAGCUGCAAGCUCCAAAAGUGAGACAGAGGAUCUUGUGAGGGAAGGCAGAGAGGGUCCUUUUUAUAGCAGCCGGCUAAAAGUCUCCCACAGUGACACCUUUAUUCAUCUUCUGUCAGGAGAGAAACACUACAGGACCAGGCUUCAAAGCUGCAAAUAAACUGUGAGCUGUUGUCAGUGCUAAGCUCUGGAUCGGGACAACCUGACAAUCAACUGUGGAAAAGACUUCUGGGAUCUGUCAGAGUCAGGAGGGAGCACUGCUUUGCUUUUCCAGCCUGCAUAUAGAUUAACCCCAUGGUAUCUCCAUCAGCAGUUGGUAAGACGUUGCUGUUUUUCCCAAAAUAAGAUAGUUGGACUCCAUUGAGAUCAGACUGCUUAGAAUGAGUGUGUUCCAGCAAAAAACAUUUGUAACCAUUUUAGAGACUGCAAAGUCCUUCCUGAACUGCAGAUGUUCAAUGACCUGAAUGCGCAGCACUGCCACAUCAGAACCCUGUACCUGUGACAAUAAAGAGCAGCAUUGCACAGAUCGUG